Messenger RNA from Babesia microti strain RI, 2127 nucleotides. RefSeq lists its product as hypothetical. The record is from RefSeq and is a predicted model, not a curated record. Gene Ontology annotation, biological process: cristae formation. The coding region runs from base 1 to 2127 and encodes 708 amino acids. The transcript is spliced from 5 exons. Lineage: Eukaryota; Apicomplexa; Aconoidasida; Piroplasmida; Babesiidae.
AUGCAUAAUUUUGAUUUAAACAGUCAUGAUUGCAGCUAUGAUUUUUAUGACAUUCUCAAUGUUACAAAAUCAGCUUCACAUGAUGAAAUUCGGUUUAAUUAUCUAGAAUUAUCAAAAUUAUGGCAUCCAGAUAAGAGAAAAUCGCCAUUAUCUAUUGAUUCUAGUGAUUCAAUGUAUGUGGAUGAAUCGCCUUUCCUUAAAAUAAAGACAGCUUAUACAAUUCUUAGUGACCCUGUGCUUAGGAAGUUAUAUGAUAAAUAUGGCCACAAAGCAACUGAAAUAGCCCAAUCUGUUUAUACAGAAAAUGCUUCAACUAGACGGCAGCAUGCAGAUCAAGGAGAUACCAUCUGUGAUAAAGCUUUUUGGGAUGAAUCUCUAGAUCAUGAUUCUUACUCAGUUGUGGAUCACAACAAAACUUCUAAAUCGGAUGAUAUGAAAGACAAUGUUAACAAUAGGGUUAGGGAUUUGUUGCGCAAUCAGUUUCAUCAAUCGCUACUAAAUUCGCCUAUUUCAUUCUUUACUGAUUCAACCCUUGGCCUAAAAUACAACUCCCUUUAUAUUGAUGAUCAGGAUAGGUUUUUAAGGCGGCCAUAUCUCACAUUUAACAAAUCUAUUCUGACUGGAAACCUAAAUAUCGCAUUAACUGAUAAAUCAUCCACUCAAAUAGGCUAUGAAUUGAGGAAUGAUGAUAACCACUGUACUAAUGUAAUUACUGCUUUUUUCAAUCGAAAAAUUUGGGGUUUCCUAUGUAGGGUUGGCUUUCAAACAUAUGACCCAUCUACAUUUGGCAAAAAGUGUCUAUAUAUUUCCAGAAAUGUUUCACCUCUCUAUUACUUCUCACAAUUUAUAUCUAUUGAAGGGGAUCUUUAUAAUAGUAGAACAUAUUUCAGUAAACAACUGACAAAGAAUCAAAAAGUGGAACUUGCAUAUGGUGUGAAUGAAGAUUCGGGUAUUUCGUAUAAAUAUAAGCAAUUUGGUUCUUACAAUAUAGAAUAUAUGUUCAACGUCACGCUUACCACUACAGAUUUAACAUCCUAUUUACGGGCUAAAUACCGCAAUGAUUCCAGUUCUAAGCUUACUUUGGGAUAUAAGGGUACUUAUUCUUAUCUAAAGGGUUUAAUUUUUGAAUAUUACAUCAGAUUUUAUACAUUCGUUGAAACAAUGCACAAGUUUAAGAUUGAAUAUCGUUUGUCAUGGAAACCGGGUUAUGUUGGUAUUUUGUGUAAGAUUGGCCUCGCUAACUCCAGGAUACAAGUACCUAUCGAAUUAUUUUCAAUGCCAGAUAAUGUAAAUUAUUCAAUCCAUUUGGCUUCUAUAAUAGCUUUAUCAUCCAUGAUAUCUCCUGUACUAUAUCAUUAUGCCAAAAAUUUUAUUGCGGAAAAAUUUGGGUAUAACAAGAAUGAUAAGAAUUACUAUUUUUUUGACGGGUUAGAUGAGUUGCUAAAUUUUGAUUAUUUAACAGAAUUUGAUACAACUGGCAUGUUUGAUUCCGCAUAUGAACAUGAAGGUAUAAAUUUAAACGUUAUAAGGGCUAGAAAUGAGUGUUUUGAAUUAUUUCCAGUUGCUAAAAAGGUUGCUUUUUCUGAAAAUGCUAUUAAUGGAUUGGUUAUAAAAUAUGCUUUCUAUGGUCAUCCAACCUACGUAAAAAAGCUAUCAUCAUUGGCAGAUAAGACUUGCAUUUGUGCCGAUUGGUCAACGAAUCAUAUUUUUGGUGUAAUAAUGGGCCCAUUGUUAUUCGAUACUGAAUCUCCAAUGAAACUUAAAUUGAUUAGUGAUGAUUCAUCUCUGAGUAAUAUAUACAAAUCUGAUGUAUUUUGUGAAUCAGUUGAUAUUUCCAAUGUUGCUACUAAUGAUUACAAUGAAUCAUCACCAAAAAACAAAUUAUUUUUUGACUUAACAAAUGAAGAUAUGAUAUUAUGUAAACAGCUAGUAAUUGACGUUACUAGUGCUUUACAGACCAGGGUUAAAUCUUCAUUAAUUGCUAUAUCAUCAUUUUCUAAGUCUCAUUUGAUUGGUUUUGCUAACCCUUGCAACGACGAUACAAAAUGUAUACUUAUAGUAAGGUAUACUAAGAAUAGGAAGGAUAUCACUGUGCAAAUUAACGAUGAUGAGUAUUUGCUCAUCUGA